CGCUGCUGCCGGCCCUGGGAACCCGCAGAGCGGAGCAUGGAGCGGCCGCGGUCCGGGGCUUUGCUCCGCCCCUGGAAGCUGCUCCGCUGAGUGCGGCGCGAAGCUGAGCGGCUGGCGAGAGGGACCGGGACCCUCACCCCUCCUCGGUCGGGAGAGAGCGGGCCCGGGGAUGGCGCCCCGGUGCCGGCGCUCCUGGCUGAGCGUGUUACUGGGCCUGGUGCUCGGCUUCGCGCUGGCCUCCUGGCUCGUCCUCCCUCGCGCCCCCGGACUGGGGCAGGCGCAGCGCCAGUGGGUGCGAGCCGUGUGCGGCCGCCAAGGACCCGGGGCCGGCCAACUACACCCGUCGUCGCCGUCGGCCUCCGAAGCCUCGGCCUCGCGCUUCAUGUACGUGGGGGUGAUGAGCGCCAAGAAGUACCUGAGGAGCCGGGCGCUGGCGGCCUACCGGACCUGGGCCCGGCACAUCCCCGGCCGGGUGGAGUUCUUCUCCAGCGAGGGCUCGGACCUGAGCCUGCCGCUGCCCCUGGUCGCCUUGCCCGGCGUGGACGACACCUACCCGCCGCAGAAGAAGUCCUUCCUGAUGCUCAAGUACAUGGCGGAGCGGCACCUGCAACAAUUCGAGUGGUUCGUGCGGGCCGACGACGACACCUACAUCCGCGGCGAGAAGCUGGAGAGCUUCCUGCGGGGCCUCAACAGCAGCCAGCCGCUCUACCUGGGCCAGACCGGCCUCGGCGCCCCCGAGGAGAUGGGCAAGCUGGCGCUGGAGCCGGGCGAGAACUUCUGUAUGGGCGGCCCGGGCGUCGUGCUGAGCCGGGAGCUGCUGCGCCGGGUGCUGCCUCACAUCGGGCAGUGCCUGCGGGAGAUGUACACCACUCACGAAGACCUGGAGCUCGGCCGCUGUGUGCGCAGGUUUGCCGGCGUGCAGUGCGCUUGGUCGUAUGAGAUGCAGCAGUUGUUUUAUGAAAACUAUGAACAGAAUAAGAAGGGCUAUAUACAGAACCUCCACAACAGCAAGAUCCAGCGGGCAAUCACUCUACAUCCGAACAAGAGCCCAGAGUAUCAAUACCGGCUUCACAGCUACAUGCUGAGUCGUCGGAUCUCGGAGCUUCGCCAUCGCACUAUCCAGCUUCACCGGGAGAUUGUGCUGAUGGGCAAAUACAGCAACACUGAACUUCACAAAGAUGACAUUCACUUGGGAAUUCCACCUUCCUUCAUGCGGUUCCAACCUCAGCACAGGGAAGAGGUUCUGGAAUGGGAGUUCCUGACGGGGAAGUACCUUUAUUCAGCAUUUGAUGGAGAGCCACCGAGAAGAGGGAUGGAUUUGUCUCAGAAAGAAGCUUUGAAUGACAUUGUCAUGCAGGUGAUGGAAAUGAUCAAUGCGAAUGCUAAGUCCAGGGGACGGAUUAUUGACUUUAAAGAAAUUCAGUACGGUUACAGAAGGGUUAACCCUAUGUAUGGAGCAGAGUAUGUACUUGACCUGCUCCUUCUCUAUAAAAAGCACAAGGGAAAGAAGAUGACUGUCCCAGUGAGGAGGCAUGCUUACCUGCAGCAAACUUUCAGCAAGGUCCAGUUUUCUGAGAGUAAAGAGAUUGAUGCGACAGAUUUGGCCAACAGCAUUAACAGGAUCUCUCAAUCUUUCUCCAUCCUCUCAAACCCACUGAAGAUAUUUGUUCCCUUCCAACUUGGAGCAAGUAAUGUUGGGCAAGAGAAGCCCAAAGACCAGAAAAUCAACAUCUUGGUCCCUCUGUCUGGUCGUUUUGAAAUGUUCGUGAGAUUCAUGGAAAACUUUGAAAGGACUUGUCUGAUUUCAAAUCAAAAUGUCAAAUUAGUUAUAUUGCUACUCAAUUCUGAUUCCAAUCCAGAUAAAGCAAAGCAAUUGGAAUUGACAAGAGAUUAUCAAGUGAAAUAUCCCAAAGCAGAGAUCCAGGUUCUUCCAGUACCUGGAGAGUUUUCCAGGGCUCUUGCGCUGCAUUACGGAGCUGCCCAGUUUAGUAAUGAUUCUCUACUUUUAUUUUGUGAUGUUGACUUGAUUUUUUCAAUAGAUUUUCUGCAGCGUUGCAGAAAUAAUGCUGCACCAGGGAAGCAAGUGUACUUCCCAGUUAUCUUUACCCAAUUUGACCCAAAGAUUGUACAUGCAGGGAAAUCUCCCAAUAAUAACAAUUCUGCUUUUACAAAAAAUACUGGAUUCUGGAGAUAUUAUGGGUUUGGGAUCUCAUGCAUUUACAAAAGUGAUCUUUUACUUGCUGGUGGAUUUAACAUCUCAAUCCAAGGCUGGGGAAUGGAGGAUGUGGAUCUCUACAACAAAGUCAUUCAGGUUGGUUUAAAACCAUUCAGGAGUCAAGAAGUCGGAAUCGUUCACAUCCACCAUCCAAUCUACUGUGAUCCAAACUUGGAACCAAAUCAGUACAAAAUGUGCUUGGCCUCCAGAGCCUCAACCUACGGCUCCACACAGCAGCUGGCAGAACUGUGGUUAGAGAAACAGCAGUCCAGUCCCAGCAACAUCAGCACACUUGAUAGUUCAAAGAGGACAGCAUAACAUCCAGCUUAGCUGGAGAACUUUCUAAUUUAUUUUUUAAUGUUUUUAUAAAGCAAAUUGAUUAUAUUGUACAUAAUUGUUUUACAGAAAACAUUUUACAUUGAAUAAUGGAACUGAGUGUUCACAUCAGUGUUGCUGGCUGCACAGGCCCUAUUUAAUAUGCUAGUGAAUGUUAGGAUGAUUAAAGAAUUACAUUGUUUAAUGUACAUUGCUCCAGUUAGAGCAUGGAGGUGGGGUAACGGGAAUCAACCCAAUAUCAUGACUGUCCAGCUCCCCAAAAUUUUCUAGAUCUAACUUUUAUAAUGUGAAUGAUUUGGCUAUAAUAUUUAAAAGGGUUUGAGCCCACUUAAUUGUCAGGCUAUUGCACACUGACUAAGUUGUUAAUCCAUAACUUUUUGACAUUUAGUCAAUGAACUAGUGUAUCAAGAUUUCAUUUGGUUGUUAACUUUGUUCCUUUUUUGUCAGAGUGUAUAGAUUUUAGACGGCAACCUUGUGAAGUUAUGACUAAGUUAUGAUUAGUUUUUCAAUGAAUGUGUAUAUCUAGGAGGGCUUGGCUUUUUUGUGGAGGUACUUGAUUGGUGGCUCGCUGAUUUGAGUCAGUCAUUUCUGUGAUUCUCUUAUCAUUGCCAUGCCAUUCUCCCAUUGCCGAAUGUUGCUGGUUUGUUUUGGCCCCUCUGCAGCAACUUCAACUUGUAGUUGUGUUCUAAGUCGCAUGCACACAGCCGUUUUUUUUUAAAAAAGUAUUGUUUUCAUCUGCCGUACAAGCCCUCCUCCACAACUUAAGCUCCUCCAUUCAUGUAGUACACUUAUUUGAGCCAUAGAUCUAGAAUGUAGGGAUUUUUAAUACUUUUAUAAUGUUUGCAUAGAAAGGAAAUACAGGUUCAUCCUUUAAAUUGAUGACUUUCCUCAGGAUGCAGACUCCAACACUCCAUCCUGAUCACAAAGUGUAGACUUUGGCCUUUGAUUUGGCCAUAAAAUACUUCACAGGCAAUUCAAGCAGAGGGGAAUGAACCAUAUCUUUAAGAUUGCUGUCUCGUCUUUGUGUGCAUUAUUCGCAGAGCUGCCUUUUCUCUGAAAGCUGAUUUUUUUUUCUCUUCAAGCCAUCACCAUCUAAUGUUCUUGUACUGGUGCUUGAUUUUGAAAAUUCUACCUCGUCGUCCAGUUCUUCCAUUGAAUACGUUUCUUUACUUAGAUUGUGGAUCCAACACUGCAAGGCCACCCUCCCAACAGUCAAUCCCUUCCCAACUGAUGUCAGUCCAGCUUUUUUUUAUAAAAAGUAUUUCAUUUGAGCCCAAGUGAGCUCCCUAGACAUCUGUAUAUGUGUGUAGCUAUUCAUUUACUGCAAACCGAGUUAACCAUGGGAUGCUUUAUUAGAGCUAACGUUGAAGGAAAAGUUGUCAAGAAGAAAAUGUUUGUAUAUGUAUUGAUGGAGUGUUGGAGCAAUGUUUAUUGAUGGUGUGAUCUCAAGAACUGAGUUGUUAUGGAAACAACGAUAGAAAAAAACUUUCAGAAGAAAUGGGCUCUUCACUCAAAAAUGGAGGUAGUUUAAUAGUGGCUUCAAUGUAACACUUUAAAUUUUCAAAAGCUAUGGUUGAUUUCCUUCUUUCACUUUGCAUGGUUGUCUUCUGAUCUCAUCUUUAUGACAUUUCAAUAUUUUGUAGCAUUAAUUUGCAGAAAAGUCUAACCAAGGCCAAUAGAUUCUUUGUUAAUUGAUAAGGUGGUACCUGAACAACUGAUCUUGCAACCUCACCACAUACAGGGUACACUUGUGUGCUUCUUUGUCAAAUAUUAAUCGUUUAAGCCUCUUUCCAUAUUUUCUGCCAACCCCUGUGAGUUAAGCUUAGUGAGUUUCAUCGGCAGAAGAAGAUGAGAACAUCCAAAGAAAUACUGAAGUCAUUCAGCAAGAACUUUGUAGAAAUUUAACAAUCCUUUAACUUUCCAGUAACUGCCUCAUGGUUUCAAGAGCUAGCUGCGCACAAAUCUAGGUUAAUUUUCCAGUCCAGAACAGAAUAUUGCACAUGUGCAUUCUAAUAGAUAAGAGCCAUAGCUUGUUAUCAACAAAAAAAAAUCCCAUCCAUACUAUUUCAGUGACUGGGAAAAUGCUCAUAGACUCACUUUUUAAAUAUUUAAAUAGAAAUGGAUCAACCGAAUGUGGAAUUACAAAUGUUUGUAGUUUCUACGUUGCCCUUCAGUUUUCUCAUUCUUUGAUUAUGUUUUGUGUGACAUACAAAAACUCUUGUUCCACAAUACCAUUUCCACAUUAACAAGUGAAGAAAGCUGUUUCAAUUUGCUCUGUAAUAAUCAUUCAUUUUAUUAAAGUGCCCUGGAUCCUGAAGCCUUCCCCUAGACAAUGUAUCACAUAUUGGAGUUGCAAGCCACAGUUUUAUUUUGGAUCAAUGUGGAGAGGCCUAGAUUUGUUUACACUGGGAGGUCCUAACUGAUGUCCCAGACAGUAUCAUAUACCUUGUCAAUUGUUUCCUGCUUGUUAUUUCAGAGUCUAGCACCUUGUAGAGUAUUGUCAUGAAAACUGAACCCUUAGUGUGCCAUCUUUACUACUUCCAUUUUCCAUUAUCUAUACAUAUUAAGCUAAUUACUUGUCACACCAACUAGGAUUUUAAGGGAAAAUUUCUAAACUAUAUUUUGCUUUGAACAUAGAUCAAUUAUAUGCAGUGGAAACUUAAGUGCGAGAAACUUAAUUUUGUUUGUCAAAGAUUUGCAGUUUCAAAUUGGAUGUGUUCGCAAUUUUGAGGAAGACUAUUUUCAUAGCCAAAAUAUCUCCACAUCUGUAGUGAGUCUCACAUUGGGACAAUUAGUUUAUUUUUAGGUUUUAAACUGUGAUGCAAUUUAAUAUUUAUCUAUUAUUUUCCAUCUUUUGCAUUGCACGUUUGUAACUUUAAAGCUCCAUGCAAAAUUCUUAACUCCUUUGUACUUGUGUACAUUCUGGUUUAUUAAAUUUGAAUAAAGUUCAAGUUUUGUUUUGAUUUAUCAAU
This is a messenger RNA of Mobula hypostoma (lesser devil ray), 5523 nucleotides long. RefSeq names its product chondroitin sulfate synthase 1 (gene chsy1). Gene Ontology annotation, cellular component: Golgi cisterna membrane. Lineage: Eukaryota; Metazoa; Chordata; Chondrichthyes; Myliobatiformes; Myliobatidae. The record is from RefSeq and is a predicted model, not a curated record. The coding region runs from base 170 to 2533 and encodes 787 amino acids. The transcript is spliced from 2 exons. Gene Ontology annotation, molecular function: glucuronosyl-N-acetylgalactosaminyl-proteoglycan 4-beta-N-acetylgalactosaminyltransferase activity.